AGGAUCUCGGGGCUGAGUACGACCGGGAGCUCUUUGUGAUUUCUGUGAUCGGCAUUCAGAGCUCGGCCAAGAGCACCUUGAUGAACUUCCUCUUCGGCUGCGGCUUCGCCACCUCCGCUGGCCGCUGCACUCGAGGCCUCUAUUGCUCCCUCAUGGAGUGCGACGGGCGCACGCUGCUGAUCUUAGACACCGAGGGCCUCAUGAGCUUGGAGGCGGAGGGCGGCGGCGUCUUCGACGCCCAGCUGGCGCUCAUGGCCAUGGCCUGCUCUCAUUUGGUCAUCAUCAAUCACAAGGGCGAGCUUUCUCGGCAGCUCCAAGACUUGCUGGAGGUCUGCUUGUUCGCCAUGCAGCACCUGAAGGUCUGCCGGAUUCAGCCCAAGCUGCUCUUUGUCCUCCGCGAUCAGCAUGAUAGGUCCCAAGGGGUGCACGGCGACGCGCUGCGGCUCAUGCGGAAGCACCUGGCGGAGGCCUCCAUGUCGCUGUCCCUGCGUCUGGAGGAGCUCAUCUCACUGGACCCUGGCAGCGUCUUCCUGCUGCCUUCCGCCUUCGCCAGCGACUUGGAGCCUCACACGGGACGGGAGGUGCGGUGGUCCACGGAGCUCUUCGCCCAGGAGGCCCUGAAGCUGCGCCGGAAGAUCUUCAAAGAGGCGGAGAACCACUCCUGUGGAGAGGCCCCGGAGUUCUCCACCUUGCCGGACUGGUGCUUGCACGCCAUGUCGGUGUGGCGUGUCCUGGAUCGAUACGGUCCCAACUUGCUGCACUACAAAACCAUCCAAGAGAUCGAGAUGCAGCGAGAGCUCGAGGAGUCGGCCAAGCAGAUCUCCGCACAGCUGGUGCGGGGCAAGGGCGGCCUGGCGGAGGAGUGCCAGGCGCUGCUGGCCACCUUUAAGAAGCGCCUCAGCGAGGAGAGUGGGGACAAGGUGGACAGCGAGUUCAGGUCUUCCCUGCAAGCGAUCCUCGAGAGCUUCGACAAGCGCGCCAAAGCGGAGCUGGAGCGCACGCUCAAGGCCAGACGCUCCAAGCUGCCUGAAGCGCAGAAGGAGGAGGCAAAGAAGAAGCUAUCAACUCCUAUCGAGUACCAGGGGGAGCUGACGCGGUACACCUGGUCUCUGUGCCUGGCCGAUGCGGUGGACCGAGACCAGCUGAGAGCGCUGAAGGUGCACUUCAAGAAUACCAUCGAGCAGCUGUGGCAGGCGGAGGCUUCGCAGAGCAUCGCGGAGCAGCAAGCACGAGAGCUCUUCCAGAACGAGUGGGAAGCCUUUGAGGAAGAGUGUCGAGGCCGUUUCGCGCGGACCUCCAAGAACAAGCGGCAGCUCGCCGAGGAGGUGUGCAUGGUCUUCAACCACGUGCUGCGGCAACAUCGGCACGGCGACGAGGCCCUGCACGUCCUGGAGCUGGUGCCCGCGGCGGUGCUGCUGAAGACGGAGCCCUUCUUGGAGCUUCAGCCCGAGAAGGUGGCCGAGUAUCUGGAGCUCCGGAACGCGGCCAGGUUGCGAGACUUCGUUUCGGCGCAGCGCACGGAGAAGGGGCAUGCGCCCAGGAACGCUUCGGAGAGCGACAUGUUGUGCUCCUUCGUGGUGCCAGAGCUGCAGCGGCGGCUGGCCACGGUGUUGAACAUGGAGGUGGACACCCAGAUGCCCUCGGAGGAGAAGGUCCUAGACGCGAUGCAGCGCCUCAACGAUGCCUUGGAGGUGGAAGAGAGCAGGUUCUUGAGCCAGCUGGGCCUCCGUCUCCGGGGUGGGCGCGUGGCGCUUUUGAACACCCUCCAGCUGGGCUUGAGGCAGAGGGUGCUGGCAAAGCUGUUAGAAGCCGAGGCCGAGCGAGCAGAUCAUCAAUGGAAGGUGCUCCAAUCGCACCGUGAACAUACGGAAGCCGAGUUCAUUGAGAUGGUGCAGCGCCGCACCAGCGAUUCUGGGCGCGCCCGCAUGCUGGCCGAGCUCUUCUUUGACUCCCUGGCGCGGGAGUGGCUGGAUGAAACGCUUCUGGCGGUCGCAGCCCACAUCCGCAGCCAGUGCUUGGCAGACAUGCCGGAUGCGUCAGGGGCGACGGAGCGGGCGUACCAGCAGGCCUUCAUCGAGAGGAACUGGGAAGAAGUCAUGGAGUACGUGCUGGAUGUGAAUGCCUACCUCCACAAGAUCUUCGCCAGCUUGUUCGAGGAUCGGAAGGUCGCCAUCACCCGCGUGCAGCGCCCGCAGAUCUCUGCUCAGUUGGGCGGCUUCUUCGACGCCCUCGUGGGCGCGGUGAAUCUUUGGGGCGGCCGCGAGACGGGGCGUCGGAAGCUCUCCAACUUCCAGCACUUCCUGCGGAAUCUCGCGGCGGAGGCGCGUGCUGGCCACAGAGAUUCCGGAAAGGCCUGGCCUCUGCUCUCAGAGCGCUUCCCCGUGGUGGCGGACUUCGAGGUGGCGGAUCCUGGGCACUUUGCACACGAGUUCGAAGUGCAAAUGGCGGCUCUGCUGGGGGAGGCGCGGGUGGAGGGCUGGGUGGCGCAGAAGUUGGAGGCGGCGCUGCAGCUGCAGCAGGCGCAGGUCUGGGCCUUGAUCAAGGGCUGCAGCGCCAUCUGCCCGUGCUGCGGCUCCAAAUGCGACCGGGUGGACCACCACACGGCCCACCGCUGCGGUCAUCACCUGCUGCCGGCCUUCAACGGCUGGCGGGUGGCCGGCACCUGCGAGGCUGCAUUGGACACCUGUAAGAGCUCCAAGAAUCACGAGGCUGGAGAGUCCCAGUGUUGA
Molecule: messenger RNA, 2729 nt
Organism: Effrenium voratum
Lineage: Eukaryota; Dinophyceae; Suessiales; Symbiodiniaceae
Source: the annotation of a GenBank genome assembly